Cylindrotheca closterium is the source of this 1428-nucleotide messenger RNA. Lineage: Eukaryota; Bacillariophyta; Bacillariophyceae; Bacillariales; Bacillariaceae. The record is from the annotation of a GenBank genome assembly.
AUGGGUUUCUCACAAAACGGAAGUUACGGCUCUUCUCCAGAGGUGGAUAAAUCCGAACUUGCGUUGGAGAAAAAACAGCUGAGUGAUGUGGCAAUGUCCAAGGCAGUUACUUCCGACAAGAUUUGGUGGAUUCAUGGCAAUGGAUAUGAUCUUACCAAAUUCGUCGAGCGUCAUCCAGGUGGCAAAGAAGCGAUUCUCUUGGGAAGAGGUCGAGAUUGUACCGCACUCUUUGAAUCCUAUCACAUUUUCAGCAACGACCACUGGAAGGUAUUGGACAAAUUUUGCGUUGUCAAGAAUCGCAAACCCUCCGAUCGCAAGAAGGAUGCCUUUUACGAGAUUCUGAAGGAGAGGACAGCUUCUGUCUUGAAAGAAAAAGGAAUCGAUCCUGUGCAUGAUAGAGGAGCAAAUAUUGCCAGAACAUUGCAUUAUCUGUUUAUCUUUGGAGCUUGGUUGACUUCAGGUUAUUGGCACGUAAAGGGAAGCGUCCUUGGAUCCUUUCUGUUCGCAGUUUUUGGAUGGCUAAUGGGAGCAUUAGGGCAUGACGCUGGGCACUUUGCGGCUAGUCGUCAAGCAUGGGUCAACGAACUCGGAGUCUGGGCAAUGUCGCUUAUUUGCAACCCCAUUGUUUGGCAGCAUCAGCAUACAUAUGCACACCACUCCUUCACCAACGAAUUCGACAAAGAUCCUGACCUUCAUCACUUCGACGCACUGUUGAGAGUGCAUAAGAAUAUCAGGCAUCGAAGCAUUCACAAUCAUCAAAUCAAUAGGUUGUGGGUCGCUGUCGCUUAUGCUCUAGUCUGUUUCGGAACUUGUUUCUGGAUCCCCUGGGGCGUUCUAGCUUCGGGCUCUCUUCACGGAAUUGUUGAAUGGCAAGAUCGAGAUCGACCAUCGAAGGAGAUUGGUCUCAAACUCCAUUGGUACACUUAUAUUUUUGUCAUCAUGGUUCUUCCAUUCUUCACGCACGAAUCCAAGCUGACAGCAGCCUUUGCUGUCUACAUUCACAUUACCACGAUUGGAAUCGUGUUUGCAAUUUUCUCCCAAAUCAACCAUUUGAACGAACCAUCGCUGGAGUCCGAUUUGCAAACAAGGAAGACGCGUAGUUCAUCCCGGAGUAAUAUUGUCGAGGACUCAUGGGCUGCAGCUCAGGUCGAGACUUCCAAUAACUUUGCGUCCGGCAGCUUUCUUUGGCAUUUCUUGUCCAAUGGCCUGAAUCAUCAAAUCGAACACCACUUGUUCCCUGGGUUGAAUCAUGGUCACUUGCACCACAUUGCUCCCGUUGUCCGGGACACAUGCAUAGAACAUGGAGUCGUUUACAAGUCGUAUGACACAUGGACAGAUUUGAUGAAUGCGACCAUGGAGUGGUAUGAGAAACUCAGUGUAAACGAAAGGCCCACACCAAAGUUCUCAAAUAAAGUUGCUGCAGAAUAA